ACGAAUAAUGAAACAUGUAUUGGUUAUGAUGUAAGAGAUGAUCUAUGGAUGGAGGAGGGAUGAAAACGACAUACUACUCUUCACUUCAUCAUUCUUUGAAAUAUGUAAAAAAGGCAGCUGUAAUUCUGAAUUUACGACUGAGAAAGUCUUCAGCAAAGAACCAUUAUUCUCAAUAGCUUCUUAUAAAUUACAACUUGAAGAUGUUGGCGACGUGACCAAAAAAACAAGGGAAAAUGAUUCCAGUGAUGAUGAUCAUGGUGUUUUUAGUUAUAUUAUAUCAAAUCUAGAUUAUAUUAAUACAAGUAGUCAUGAUAUUGAUAACUGUGAAUCUGAAGAUACAAUUGAUGAUACUAGUGAUAUUACAUUUGGUCCUACAAGAAGCCAAUUAGUCAAAACCGUUAAACAAGUUCCUAGACCAAAUGAUCUUUCUCAAACCCUAGAUGAUGGACUAAAACAGCCAAAAUUGGUAUGUUACUCUAAUACAAAAUUUGGUAAAAGAAUGAGACAUUUCUCAUCAAAAUGGUUUGAUAGUUAUAAAUGGCUUUAGUAUAAUAGAUAAUUCUGCUUUUUGUUUUCCAUGUCGUUUUUUUGCCAAAAACAAAGACAAACCGAUUUUUAUAAGUGUAGGUUUCAAAAAUUGGAAAAAUGCAUUAGAUCAAAAUUCUGGUUUAAGGAAACACAAUAAUAGUGAAGAACACACAAUUUCAAACACUACGUGGAACUCCUACUUAGAUAUGAAAAAAUUAGGUAAUUUGUCUGUGGUAUUAUUGAUAAAUGAAGGUCAUAAAAAAUUAGUUUAAGGAAAUCAAAAUUAUAUCAAGAUGAUUGGGAAAACUUUGUUGUACACUGCAAUACAAGGCAUAGCGCAGAGGAGUGUCAAUGAAGAAGACAGUUAUGCUAACCAUGGUAACUUCAUUGAACUUUUAAAUUUAAUUAGUGAUAUUAGUGAUGAAUUUAAAAGUAAAAGUAAAACAUUACCAAAUAAUGCUGAAUAUACAAACCCCCUCAAAUCCAGAAUGAAAUGUUUUCAAUUUUCAAUAAAAUGAUCCGUAACAAAAUCAUUGAUGAAUUACAAAAGUGUCAGUAUUUUUCUAUAAUUGUUGAUGAAACAAAAGAUAUUACUAAAGUGGAACAUUUAUCAGUUAUAUUAAGAUAUUACUUAGAUGGUAUAGCAUAUGAACGUUUCAUGGGGUUUAAAGCUGCACAAUCAUUAACAAUCAUUACAUAUUUGUAAAGAAAAUAACAUAUCAAUACCAAAUGAACAAAGUAAAAAAAAAGAACAAAAAAGUCUCUGAAAAAUUUAAACAGUACAUAUUUGCUAAGAACAGUACUUAAGAAACUGAUCGAGAUUCAUCAAAAAAUGGUUUAAGACAACAUGUAUACAUACCUGCUUUGGAUUAUAUAAUAAAAGAACUAAAAGCACGAUUUACAGAUAAUCAUUGUGUGUUGUCAUCAAUAUCUUACUUACAUCCCCAAAAAACCUAUUUUUAUUUGUUUAUUUAUUAUUAUUACUAU
Molecule: messenger RNA, 1515 nt
Organism: Sipha flava (yellow sugarcane aphid)
Lineage: Eukaryota; Metazoa; Arthropoda; Insecta; Hemiptera; Aphididae
Exons: 3
Coding region: 38-547 (169 amino acids)
Source: RefSeq, a predicted model, not a curated record